Molecule: messenger RNA, 2793 nt
Organism: Strongylocentrotus purpuratus (purple sea urchin)
Lineage: Eukaryota; Metazoa; Echinodermata; Echinoidea; Camarodonta; Strongylocentrotidae
Gene: ppp1r21
Product: protein phosphatase 1 regulatory subunit 21
Exons: 17
Coding region: 179-2290 (703 amino acids)
Cellular component (GO): early endosome; membrane
Source: RefSeq, a predicted model, not a curated record
CAUGGAUUGAACGGCAGCGAAAUUGUAUACGGAAGAUGGCCGCCCCCUGCAAUCAUUGCAGUUUGCUACUUUGCAGAGCCUGAUCCUCUGGAAAGACACUUUCUCGAUCCUCGUCUGCUCCAUUUUUACACCUGUUUGAAUCAGGAAUAGUGAUCUAAUCUGCUGAUGCUGUUUUAAGAUGUCAGAUCUACAAACAAAGUACCAGAAAUUGGCACAGGAGUUUGCCAAAGUCCGUGCUCAAAAUCAGGUGCUGAAAAAAGCUGUCAUUGAAGAGCAAGCUAAGCAGAAUGAUGCAAAGGAGCAACUCAAAGUACGUGACCAGAAGAUUCGUAAGUUUGAGCAGGAGCUUGACAGUUUGACCUUCCGUAACCAGCAGCUCACCAAGAGGGUCAACUUCCUGCAAGAUGAACUGGAUAUACAUGAAUCAAAGGGGGGCAAGAAGAGCAAGAACAAGGACAUGGACAAUGCAACUCAUGUGAAGACAUCACCCAAUGUGAUAGGAGAGGAACUGAGAGGAAAGAUUCAUGAAAAUGAGACCCUCCACAAACAGCUGUAUGACCUUUCAGAAGAACACCGGAAGAUAGUGACAGAGCUAAGCAGCAAACUAGCUAAUCUGGAGCGUGACAGUAGCCAGCAUCACAGCGUGAUAGAGGCCUCUGAGAAACAAUUCAAGGAGACCCUAGAACGGCUCCAGCAGGAGAGAGCUAGGAUGGAGGUACAGCUCCAGGCAAGGGACAAAGAGGUACGUGAGUCCCUGGGCAGGGCAGAGCAGUGUUCUGAGGAGCUGAGGAGAACUAAAGAAGAGCUUGGUAGCAAGUUGUCAUGGGCGACCCGCAUCAUUCAAGACAAACUACCAUUCAAUGAUGAAGAACUUCCUGAGUUGAGCAGAUUGAAUGUACCAGCACAUGACAAGAAACAUCAGCAUCGGAGUAUGGAAGUGAUGGGUCAAGCAUCAACACUAGUUAAAGAGCUGUGUGCCGGAUUAUCUAACUUUCAUACAUACACAGAGCAGAGAUCUAAGAUCUUUCCCAUUGACUCAGGAACUGGUAUGCCCAUCAGCCAAGUCAAUCAGAAGUUCUGUAGCCAUCUUCAUGAGAAUGCUUCAUAUCUAAGACCAUUAGAGCAGUCGUUUGCUGCUUUUAAUGAAAGCACUCGGGAUGAUGCUCUUACAACAUUGGAAACAGCGACUGGACUUCAGGAUGUUGCUGCUAAAUUCAGUAAAUAUGUUGCCUACCUCCAGAAGCUUUUACCCUACCAACUCCUUAGCAUCGAAGAAGAAUGUCAUUUGUCAACAUGCUCCCAGACGUUAGAAUCCCGUAACAUGGAGCUUCACGCCUCUCUACAACGAAUGUCCUCUGUCUUCACCACGGUGGAGAGUUACGUCAGCCUCCUUGCCUCUGCUAGUACCACGUCCUGUGAGUGUCCUCAGGCAAACUUCAAAACCAUCUAUGAGAAGCUUGCUGAGAGUUUUACAAACCUGUAUGAAGUCAUGAAAGAUUUAUCAAAGAACUAUAACUUCAAGGUGUCGUUAGAGCAUCAGCUACCAAUAGCAUCUCAGAAGCUCAAGACAACAGAUGAAUGUGUUGUUUCAUCCCUCAUAUCAUUAGUAACGUGUACAGGAAAGAUCUCAAACUUCAUGAAGACCAACCUAGAUUUCUUCACUCGUCCAGUAGGUUAUGGAAACAGUAUGGGAUCUUCUGUAGGAGGACAGAGCACAUCACCAUGUGUACCAUUACUACGACAGAGAGCAGUAGCUUUUAUGGCUGCGUUGACUAAGCCAUGCCCCGAAACAGUGCCGUAUUCGACUGCCGUCCAGAACCAAAGGAUCCUGCUGAGCUCAACGGAGAGCAAGGAGGGUCUUGCUCAACAGGUGGCCUCCUCCAGCUCCAGGAUAGCUAGACUGGAGCAGGAGAAGGAGCAUUGGGUCCUGGAGGCUCAGCUCAUGCAGAUCAAAUAUGAUAGAGAGAUGCAGCAAAAAGAAGAAAAUAGUGAGAAAUCUGCCGAACUUGAGAGUGUCCUGAAGGGUCAAGGAGGGGUCACAAUCAAGCAGUCCCCAUCUCAAGAUAAAAUACCGCCCUCAACCCCUGCUUCCAAACAUGAUGACAUUGCCCAAGAUACUUCCAUGCUUGGAACUGCUGAUAAAUUAGCGAUGGACUUUGGAGGCAGUGAUGAGACAUCACGGGAGAAUAUGAUCAAGAGCCAUUAUACAUCUAGACUAUUAGAACUGAGAACCCAUCAGCAGAUAUGUGAUAGUAAAGGAGUUAACUUCAGUGCCGAGGUAUGUCAUUAAUGGAUGUGUGUGUGUGUAUGUGUAUGAAUUAGGGUUGAUAUCUCAUUUACAUGAAUGAUUAGGAAUAAAAACAUGUGCUUAUAGAUAAGCAUCCAGUGGACCUAUAGAUGUAAGUCCUAUCCAAUGGGCUUGGUAAGUAAAGAUUGAAGCUCUACCUGAAGGGUUUCUAACCUUUGACCUUUCAAGACUUUUCCACUUUGCCAUUGUACGUUUUUCUGCUUGUGAGGUGUACUGUUCAAAAGUGGGUGUGUUUGUAACUCAAAUUGCUGUUAUGGCAGGAUGCUGCAUAUAUGUAAUACAAGAUUCAAGAGAUAUUAUCAAUGUGAAUAAUAGAACUUUUGACACUGAUUAUCUUAGACCCAGUAAAAGAAAAUAGACAGAGCAGUGAGUGAUUUUGCUCUCAAAAGCUCCAAAAGACAUUUCCUAAAGGAACUCCAGAAACCAGAAAAUGAUCUUUUUUUUUACCUUGACUGCUUAGACUAUUGAAGGCGGACAGACACUUA